UUUUUUUUACUAUAAAUCCCUACUUUCUAAUUAUUUUAUUGUUUAUGGAGAUUUGCACUCUUUGUGCAUGUGUGGGCUUUGAGGAGAAUUGGUAGUAAAAAAUUACAGAAAUAUUUAUCUAUUUCUCACCAACACCUAUCAUAUUGCUUCUGAAGAUAUGGAUUUAACCACUGGAGUCAUAUGAGUUAUGUUAAUGCUACUUUUAUAGGCUUGUUGGACCUUUAAAGUUCUGGACACCAUUCACUUGAAUUUCUAAAAGAUGACUUUUACCUGUAAGGCGGGACUUCCUUUCUACAUCCGCCAUAUUGGGCGUUCCAAGUUCUACCCUUUAUUUAAAUACAAGUGGUCUGUCUUGGGUAAUAACAGUCUUUGGCAACAAUCACUUAUAAUCGUACAAUUUCUCCCUUUCAUUUUAAUACAAGUUCUCCCUCUCGUGCUAAAUAGUUUCUGAUAUACAUUUCUUUCUUGCACUCUCUGGUACACUCUUCAAUGAGUUGUAUUAUCUUAUCAAAUUUAACAAUAUUUAAAAAUAUAAUAAUAAUACUUGGAUGUUUUGUUCCAAGAAAUAAAUUACACAUCAUACCUCAAAGCUCAAACGAAAAUGUCGACGCCGCCAUGUUUUAAAAAAUGUACAUUGCUAACAAGUUGAUAAGGACUUCAACUACCACAAACAUGUGUGUGCGUACCAGGGAAAACGGUCCUUUUCUAGCAACUUGUUUUAUUUGCACAAGCAGAGGUAUCUUAAGCUAUCCAGGCUCACCGAGUGCUUAGUUGAUGUGGAGUAGCCUACUUGGUUAAAUCUUUAAAAUUGCUCAUGAAUAAGAAAUGUUCUUCUUUUUUAAGAUAUUGUGAUAAAAUUUUGUAUGAGGACAAAUAUUAAGUUUUUUUUUAAUGUUUUAUUCAUUUAUUUAUUUUUCUUCUAUUGUUAUUGCCUUUUUGUAUAUGCAAUUAUAACUAUACAAUUGUUAACUUUUUUGCCUUCACAAUAAUUAAAAAAAAAAAACUUGUUUGCAGCAUGGCGGCUUCAACGGGAUCCCAUUUAUUUAGGAACUGCCACUUUGUUAAAACAAAUUUGGAAUGAUGUCUCUCAGUUUGUUUGUAUGAAAACUAAUUAUACAAUCUCCCUUGAAGAAAACAACGUAUUACUUCAUUUUCACCUCAGUAACAAGGAUGUCAACCUUUCUUUUAUAACAAAUGUCUUAUUUAUUGAAGAUACUUUACACACGAUGGAAUGGUUGGAAAAUAAAAUAAAUCAUAAAAAACCCAUAGGAAAAUCCCGACAGCUCUAUAACAAAGACAAUUAAACUUUAUGGGCAGGCAAUACAGAAGCAGCUCACGAAUAUUAAUUAAGUUUCGUGACGUAGCCUACACCUAGUAGGUCAAACUGAUUUGCUGACAGGGAUGCGUUGGUAAGUACGUUUUAUGUUUAAUGUUUAUUAUAGUAUUCUAAAAUGUGAAAUGUAAACUUUAGAUUAGGAUAUUAGUAUGAUAUCCUAUCCAUUCCGUUUGAACAAGCGUCAGAAAAGUUAAGCCAGAUCAGCAACAGUAACUAAUGGUCGGGGCUUAGCGAAGGUUAAAUUUCGCCCUGCUGCAUCAUUUUACCAGCAGCAGAUGGCGCCAAAUUACUAUAAAAUGCGCGAGGUACGGUAAAUCAGUAGAAUAAAAGGAAAGUAAACGUUAAUAAAACACUGGCAUCUCUUUUGUCCUGCCACAUAUACAGUAAUGAAUGUCGUUGGCGUGUUAAUAACUUGCAAGAUGUGACAUCUGUGAAAUUUGUGAGAAAAAAAUUAUAACUGCAGUCGUCGAUGGGCGUGGCUCGGCUCACCUGGAGUUACGUAUUGCGCUUAGAUGUGAAUGUGAAUGUACAAGGGUGGUGGAGGUGUAGGAAUCUGCUCACAUUUCAUCAGUACAGUCAAAUGUGACAUCUGGACUCUUUCAAAAAUCAAAGUGUGUGUGAUAUUAUCUGGGAUAUUGCAGCGGUUUGCUGGGAAUCUCAGGCAGAUAUUCCUCAAGUGACAAACACCUUCAACCAGCCCAAGCACAAACCAUGUCUCACAGAAGGUCUGAUGGCUCCAUGAUUGACCAAUCUCUCUUGCUUCCGGAGAGCCGUCUCUGCACCUUCCUUCAGCCGGACCAGCCAUCGGGACGUUCAGCUUCGAACAUCGACCUGUCCAGAGUGGACUCGCCUGAGGAUGAGAAGAGAAUUGUGGUUCUCAGCACCCAGAGUGAAGCAGCUCGUAAGCGGGGUACACAACAACUCAUACCCAAGAACCUGGCGGUGACCAGCCGGCCGAAAAACCGAUAUCACACUACUGUGGUGACCCUGCCAGUCCCCCUGCAGCCCUCCUGGGAGGACUAUGACAGUGAUGGUGUGGAUGGGUUUUCGCUGAGGAGGAACCGCAGGAAUAAAUCGUAUCGCGCUGCCGUCACCAGUCUAGAUAUUGACGCAUUGGCAAAUGAAGUUACAGAAAAUCUGAUUUCAGUUAGUGAAGAGAAGGUGGUGAGCCCAAAACAAGCAAACAAAUCCAGAAACAAGAGAACAUUGGGCAGAAUAAGGAACAGGAAGCAUGCAGGAUCAUUUAAAGAUGAGCCACAGUUCUACCAGGAAAUCAAGGAGCGAGGUCUGAACUCCAGUAACCUGAGCACAGAGGAGGACGAGUUCACACCGACUGAAACGCCAGAGAUAGACCAGGGCAUUGUGGUGAAGAACUACAGGGCAGCAUACAUGACGUGGAGUCAACUUCCACAGGUGAAGGAAAUGGGUAUUUUGGACAUCAUCUCCCCUGAAGAACGCAAAAGACAAGAAGCCAUCUUUGAAAUCAUCACGUCAGAAUAUUCUUAUCAGCACAGUCUGAGCAUCCUGGUGCGUCAUUUUAAAGACAGUGUGGCUUUGAGGAAGACCAUGAAUGCAACUGAACACCAUCACCUCUUCUCCAACAUAUCUGUCAUCCUGGAUGUCAGCAAACGGUUUUUUGAGGAUCUUGAAAAGCGUCACCACAGACACCCUUUAAUCCUGGACAUCAGUGAUAUAGUGCAGACUUAUUCUACUCAACAAUUUGAGCCGUACAUUGUCUACUGCUCCAAUGAGACCUUCCAGCAGAGAACACUACAGAAACUACUUGUGGGUAACACUGUGUUUCGUGAGACGUUGAAGCAGAUAGAAAGCAGUGAAGAGUGUGGUGGUCUGCCCAUGAUUUCCUUCCUCAUCUUACCCAUGCAGAGAGUUACUCGUCUACCUCUUCUUAUGGAUACUGUCUGUCAGAAGACCCCGAAAGAGACAGCUGAAUACUUUGCUGCCUGGUGGGCUUUAAAAGCGAUCAGUAAGUUGGUGAAAAGCUGUAAUGAUGGAGCGCGGAGGAUGGAGAGAACAGAGCAGAUGUACACCAUCCAGAAACAGAUGGAGUUUGGCAAAAUCAAGCCUUUUCCACUAGUGUCGUCGUCUCGCUGGCUGAAGAAGAGUGGAGAGCUGGCCGUGUACACUGAGGAUCUCAGCAUCUUUCGGAAGGCUUUCAGCUUCAAGAGCUACUACCUGCUCCUCUUCAAUGAUGUGCUCAUUGUCACCAAGAAAAAGAGUGAGGAGAGUUAUGUGGUGUUGGACUACGCCACUGUGGAGAACGUGGAGGUGGAGGAGGAGAUGACCGACUCUAAACUUAAUCUGAAGCUGGUGAUGAAUCCCAACAGCGAUGGCCGCGCUGAACAGAUGAUGCUCGUUGCGGAAUGCAAGCUGGACAGAGCCCGUUGGGUUGCAGCUCUUCACGAUCUCAAACAAAACUGCAGAAUCACUGAUGACGACUUGCCUCAGUAUGAAGCUACUAAAGCCUACAUGCAAAAAGCACCAGAUGAGCUGAGCUUGCAGCAGGCAGAGGUGGUCAUUGUCCUACAGGAAGUGGAAGGAUGGUGUCAUGGAGAGCGAAUGAGAGAUGGGGAGAGAGGCUGGUUUCCUGCAAACUGUGCCACUCAGAUCACCAACCGAACUGCCAUGGAGAACAACAUACAGCGUAUGGAGCGACUCCGCAAGGAGACUGAUGUCUGAUCGAACUACAUCAUCGGACACGAGUUAACAGCCAGACACGCCAAUGGAUAUUUACUCGGCCGUGUUAUUCCAAACACUAUCAUUCUGUGAAACACUAAACAUGUUAGGCUAAAAUUUAGCCUCAGUCAGGAUUCAUUUUUAUUGUAUGGACCGUUCUGUCUAACAGCUCUCCUCUUGAA
Xyrauchen texanus (razorback sucker) is the source of this 4212-nucleotide messenger RNA. RefSeq names its product rho guanine nucleotide exchange factor 16-like. The transcript has 15 exons. The record is from RefSeq and is a predicted model, not a curated record. Gene Ontology annotation, molecular function: protein binding; guanyl-nucleotide exchange factor activity. Lineage: Eukaryota; Metazoa; Chordata; Actinopteri; Cypriniformes; Catostomidae. Gene Ontology annotation, biological process: activation of GTPase activity. Bases 2048 to 4033 code for a protein of 661 amino acids.